GCGUCUCAGAUAGCCAAUGAUACAGGUGACAGAGCAGCAUCCUACCACCUAGCCAGACAUUAUGAGGGUCACGAUGAUGUCAAGCAAGCAGUUCACUUCUACACGCGAGCCCAGGCCUAUAACAACGCAAUACGACUUUGUAAGGAAAACGGUCUUGAUGACCAGCUGAUGAACCUGGCUCUGCUCAGUAACCCGGAGGACAUGAUGGAAGCUGCCUGUUACUACGAGGAGAAAGGCACACACAUGGACCGAGCUGUCACCCUUUAUCACAAGGCUGGUUAUGUCUCCAAAGCUCUGGAGCUGGCCUUUGCCACUGAGCAGUUUGCUGCUCUCAAGCUCAUUGCAGAGGAUCUCAAUGAAAACUGCGACCCUGCUCUCCUUGCUCGCUGCUCCGAAUUCUUCAUCAAUCAUUCACAGUAUGAGAAGGCAGUGGAGUUACUGGUUGCAGCUAAGAAGUACCAUCAGGCCCUGCAGCUGUGUUUGGACCAAAACCUGACAAUCACUGAGGAUUUGGCCGAGAGAAUGACGGUGACUGACUCCAAGGACUUGUCUGAGGAGGCCCGCAAGGAACUGCUGGAGAAGAUCGCUGAUUGUUGCAUGYGUCAGGGCAACUACCACCUGGCCACAAAGAAAUACACACAGGCCGGCAGCAAACGCAAGGCUAUGAGGGCACUCCUCAAGUCAGGUGACACGGAGAAAAUAGUUUUCUUUGCCAACGUUUCUCGUCAGAAAGAACUUUUCAUCAUGGCCGCCAAUUAUCUCCAGUCUCUGGAUUGGCGUAAAAACCCGGACAUCUUAAAGACCAUCAUUGGUUUCUACACGAAGGGCAAAGCCCCGGACCUGCUUGCUGGCUUCUAUGAAGUCUGUGCUCAGGUAGAAAUAGAUGAAUACCAAGAUUAUGAAAAGGCUCUCGAUGCACUCAUGGAGGCUUUCAAGAGUCUGUCGAAAGCGAAGGACACUUCAGGUGGACAACAGGAAGUGAGACUCGCUGACCUUCAGCAUAAAAUCAGCCUCAUCAAGAAGUUUGUCCACAUCCGCAGGUUGUAUUCUGACAAUACGGAUGAGGCGGUGCGGUUAUGUGAAGCUCUCCUGGAAGAACCAGACUUGGAUCCUGCAGUCAGGAUUGGAGACGCGUUUGGUUUCAUUGUGGAGCACCACUGUCAGCAAGGGAACUACCAGAUGGCCUAUCAGAAGUUAGAGGAACUCCAGAAGCUGCUGCCAUCACAGAACGUCGGGUAUUACAUCAGCCAGGCCAGCCUGGACGCCCUGCAGAAAGAGAUGGGUUUACCUCUGGGACGUGUUGACCACAGACACAGCCCGAAGGAGGACGACGAAGUGGAGGAGGACUUAAAUGUGUCUUAGCUGCAUCUGUUUUUACAUUUUUUUACUAUGUAUAAAGUCUUUAAAAGUCAUUUUUCAGACCGAUGAAAGACUGUGCAUUUUGUAUUAAAUAGUGACAAAUAMUGUAAAUMAAAAGCUCUUAACUCUCA
Messenger RNA from Austrofundulus limnaeus, 1490 nucleotides. Its product is annotated as intraflagellar transport protein 140 homolog. Gene Ontology annotation, biological process: intraciliary retrograde transport. The record is from RefSeq and is a predicted model, not a curated record. Gene Ontology annotation, cellular component: intraciliary transport particle A; ciliary basal body; axoneme. NCBI's taxonomy places the organism in Eukaryota, Metazoa, Chordata, Actinopteri, Cyprinodontiformes, Rivulidae. Gene Ontology annotation, molecular function: protein binding.